AUGACCUUCUUUCACUUUGUUUCCACCUUCCUAUUGUCCUUUGUCUCUCCCUAUGUCGUAUAUUAUUCAAAACAGUCAUCAUCAGCGACAUCAUCAUCGGGAUUAAAGGAAAAAGAUGAAAGAAGAUUUAGUAAUAUUGUGGUCGGAAUUGUUGCCUAUGGCUUAACAUUAUUUUGUAAAAUGUUUUUAAUUGCUGUGGUGAUUCAAGAUGGAACCAAUUUGCAAAGUGGAGCAAUUAAUUUUGAUGAUACUACUACAUCAUCGGGAAUGGUUGAAAGUUUGAGUUUUUCCUUUUUAAUUACCGAAGUGCUGAAAACAUUGAUUGGUGCUUUGGAUAUGAUCGGAAUUUACUUCUUGCUAUCUUCAAGAUGGCUGUUGGGCGACCAGAUUUCACAAAUUUAUGGAUGUGCUAUUGGAUGGACAAUGGGUGAUAAUUUAUUGAAUCGUCUAAUUCCACUUUGGUUUAGUACUCGUGGCUUACAAUUUGAAACAAAGGCUCUCCAAAUGGCUGUCUAUUCCAAUGUUGUCAUGCUUGAAUGGAUUUCUGUGGUGAUUUUUGUUUUCCUUUACAGUAGAAAAAAGUAUGACCAAAAGACCUUUGCUUGGAAUGCUUUAGCAGCUCUUUCUGUGGUUCCACUUGUGGUCGAAAUUUUGAAAAUCCUACUAGGUCUGAAUCAAUGCGUAUGGUGCUUGGUUGGAAUUAAGGCUGUCGUGUAUGGUGUCACCUUGUUGAUUGCCAAUUCAAGAUACUCUCAAUUUGAACAACAACAAAAGUAA
Molecule: messenger RNA, 777 nt
Organism: Naegleria fowleri
Lineage: Eukaryota; Heterolobosea; Eutetramitea; Acrasida; Naegleriidae
Exons: 1
Coding region: 1-777 (258 amino acids)
Source: RefSeq, a predicted model, not a curated record